AUGAUAGCAAGAACAGAAGAAAAAAGCGAACCGCUUUACCCUGCCUACCUCCCUCAUUAUGACCCCCUCGAAAAGGUUGAAGAGGUCGGCAGGUUUGAGCAUGAUGAUCCAGGCCACCGGGCUGAUCCUUUGAAACCUAAUCUACUCAAGCAUGCUACCAAAGUCUUUGAUUUGAGUCCACACUGCGGUACAGAAAUCCAUGGCGUGCAAAUUUCAAAAUUGUCCAGUGAAGGACUUGAUGAAAUUGCACUUUUAUGCGCCGAAAGGGGUUGUCUGGUGUUCCGCGAUCAGGACUACAUCGAUAUUGGCUUUGAGGAGCAACGACGGAUCGCCUCUCACUUUGGCCCGCUUCACAAACACGGGUGGAUGCCACACCCCAAGGACGGACCCCCCGAGUUCGUCAUUGUGUACGACUCCAAGGAGGACCUGCGCAUCCGCAAGUCGUGGAGCCGCAAGUCGCCCAUUCAGUUCCACGUGGACCAGUCCCCCGAGGCGCAGCCCCCGGGGCUGACCUUUUUCGCCAUGCUCGAGUCCCCCUCGGUGGCCGGCGGCGACACCAUCAUCUCCAGCUCGGUCCGGGCCUUUGAGCGCCUGUCGCCGUCGUUUCGCAAGCGCCUCGAGGGCCUUAAUGCCGUGCACACGACGGCCAACCCCAUCAUGCGCGAGCUGCGCGAUAACGGAAACCAGGCCGUCCUGCGACGCCCCAUUACCAAGUCCAUACACCCGGUUGUGACGGUCCACCCCGUGACCAAGCAAAAGGCCUUGUUUGUCAACUCGUCAUACACUCAAAGCAUUGUCGGUUGGGAUGAGGAGGAAUCAGACUACAUGCUCAAGUUCCUCUUUGACCACAUCAACAGAGGCCAAGAUUUCUGCUGCCGAGUGCGAUACGAGGCCGGCACCGUUGUGCUCUGGGACCAGCGCGUCACGCAGCACUCGCAGACGCUCGACUAUGCCGCGGGAGACCGCCGCCACGCCUUUAGGCUGACGCCCCUGGCCAACACGCCCAUCCCGAGCAAGAUUGAAGAGGACGAUGGCGAGUGCCAAAAGGAUGAGGCGCGGGUUUUACUGAAUCUUUGUUGA
This is a messenger RNA of Pestalotiopsis fici W106-1, 1080 nucleotides long. RefSeq lists its product as uncharacterized. The transcript is spliced from 3 exons. NCBI's taxonomy places the organism in Eukaryota, Fungi, Ascomycota, Sordariomycetes, Amphisphaeriales, Sporocadaceae. Gene Ontology annotation, cellular component: cytoplasm. The coding region runs from base 1 to 1080 and encodes 359 amino acids. Gene Ontology annotation, molecular function: 2-oxoglutarate-dependent dioxygenase activity. The record is from RefSeq and is a predicted model, not a curated record.